AUGACAAGACUCCGCACAACUUCUCCUGCCCCUGAUCCCACGUACAUCGAAGCACUUUUCUGCAUACGCGAGGCCAUGCCGGUUAUCAACCUCCCACAGAACGGAACACGGAAUCUAUGGGAAAUGAAAAUCCCGACUCACUUGGGUAUUUCCUUGAUUCUACAAAGCAAAUGCUUCAACUGCAGUUGCGUCAAUAUACUUACCGGCCCCUUUGCUGAAAGACUUGAGCUUCUCGCAGUCAAGAUAGGAGCGGAUUCCUUUACCCACUUUGACGGAGUCUUGGCCAUGUUUAGUUCAGGGCCUCUCCGUGUCGGCAAUUCCCACAGAAGGCCAGGAUUUCAGCAUCUUGAAAAUGAAUAUCAUCAGUAUGAGUACAUUCCUGGCUACAUGGCAGAUCCUCCCACAGCCCGAUGCGUGCAAGCACUAGAAUGUAUUCAAAGAGCAUGGGGGAGCAUUUACCUCUCGAAAGACCCGGGAUCAGGCCGUAUGAUUAGCAAAUUGCGUUGUACAUGCAGCAAUGGCGAGGUAUGGUUGUUUAUCAAAGCAACCCGCCCUGGAGUCGUUUACGCUGAUCUAGAUGGUCCGGGACUUUUCCCCGGCGCCCUCAAAGAGGCUGCAAAACAAGGAAUGGACGGCUCGGUUGAUAUCUGCGGACUCUCGGCUUACUUUGACGAGGUACCCCCGGAUUAUGAGACUCGCUUUUAUCCGGAAGAGCAGUCUCCUGCCCCUAGUUUCAGUUCCUUUUCAAGCUGGUCACAGGUGACGGACUCGGACUUGAGUUUGCCCUCACCAGCAAUGGACUAUCGGCAAGACCACGGUUACUAUUAG
This is a messenger RNA of Pestalotiopsis fici W106-1, 828 nucleotides long. RefSeq lists its product as uncharacterized. Lineage: Eukaryota; Fungi; Ascomycota; Sordariomycetes; Amphisphaeriales; Sporocadaceae. The record is from RefSeq and is a predicted model, not a curated record. Bases 1 to 828 code for a protein of 275 amino acids. The transcript has a single exon.